Myzus persicae (green peach aphid) is the source of this 1986-nucleotide messenger RNA. RefSeq names its product acetyl-coenzyme A transporter 1-like. The coding region runs from base 235 to 1824 and encodes 529 amino acids. Gene Ontology annotation, molecular function: acetyl-CoA transmembrane transporter activity. The transcript has 10 exons. Gene Ontology annotation, cellular component: membrane. NCBI's taxonomy places the organism in Eukaryota, Metazoa, Arthropoda, Insecta, Hemiptera, Aphididae. The record is from RefSeq and is a predicted model, not a curated record.
GUAUCCUAAAUGACCAAUUAACUAGUGUGUUAAUCAGUGUACAUUUUAUAAAGAUAAUAGCAUAAAAUAUUAUAUAAUAGUUCAAAACAUGGUAUGUCUGCCUCGAGUCAUAUCAAUUGUUAUUUUACGAGGAGGAAAAGUUUUACUAGACCAACAGUUCUAUAAAAUUACUAUUCGAUUUGAUAUAAUUUUAAAGACCGGUAGUGCGGAUACCUAGUUAUUUAAUGGUCAUUAAUGCGAGUGAUGAUGGAUGAUCAAAAUAUUACUGUAAGCACUAUAAACCUUGUUCCAAUUCAAAGGUUAGAGAACAAUUCAGACAACUGCAAAACAAUCACCAAAGUUCAUAACUUAAACGGUGACAGGUGGAACUUAGUAAAACUCUUGUUUUUAUAUAUACUGCAAGGUGUACCAUUGGGAUUCAGUGAUGCAUUUCCGAUUUUAUUAAAAUCUAAACAGUUUUCGUACUAUGAUCAGGCGAUAUUUAGUGUGAGCACGUGGCCGUUUACUUUCAAAAUUUUAUGGGCUCCGUUAGUUGACUCAAUUUAUUGUCCAUCAGUGGGAAGGCGAAAAAUGUGGCUCGUUCCUGUACACAUACUGCUUGGCACUUGUCUACUGGUGUGUAGUUUUUAUAUCAAUGGCUGGUUGUCGAGUACCGAGGAUUCAAACGUCAUUCCGCUGACUGUCGUUUGGUUAAUCAUAAAUUGCUUGGCUGCUACUCAGGAUAUUGUAGUUGACGGAUGGGCAUGCUCUAUGCUACAAAAGCAUAACAUACACUACUCGUCAAUGUGCAACGCGAUUGGUAAUUCAUUGGGAUCGUUCUUAGGAUAUGCAGUUCUAUUGUUACUCGGAUCAGAAACGUUUUGCAACAAAUGGCUGCGUUUUUAUCAUGAAUCUGGUGGUAUUAUCACUUUAAAAGGGUAUUUAUAUUUUUGGGGAAUCGUCUACAUUGUAGCAGCGGCAUGUGUGUCCAAGUUCAAAAGCGAAAUCCAACCGUCAGCUGAACAAAAAGGUCUGGGCGUAUUAAACACGUACAAGUUACUUUGGGAUAUAAUAAAGUUGCCAAACGUUAAAAUACUAGGCGUGAUAUUUCUAACUGCAAAAUUAGGAUUCGCCACUGUCGACACAGUGACAAAUAUGGAAUUUAUGGAAGCAGGAGUAUCUGAAAACAAUAUUGUCAUAAUUGGCAUAAUGGUGUUUUUAGUAAAAUUGAUAGUUCCUAUAGCUAUGACUAAAACAACAAAUUCAAUGAAAUCGAUGGAUGUCUACAUGCAGUGUAUACCAUACAGAUUGCUGCAUGGUUUAGCGUUCUCGUUGUUGUUGCAUUAUACUCCAGCGCUUUUGAGAACUGGUGGUAUUGUCCAAACAAGUUUUUACACCAUUUUGGGAUUAACCUAUAUAACACAUCAAAUAUUUUCAUUCAUUAUGUACGUAAUUUACCUGUCGUUUGUAUCUAAAGUAAGUGAUCCGAAUUUUGGUGGAAUUUACAUGACAUUGCUAAGUACUUUUGCAAACGUUAGCUUAGCUAUAACAAAGACGGGUUCACUUUGGUUGGUUGACGUUCUUACCUUCAAACAGUGUACAACCAACUCUCAAAACUAUUGUGCGGCUUCUUCAUUGAUCAAAUCUUGUCGAGCAGCAGGUGGAAAAUGCAGUACUAUAAUUGAUGGAUUCUACGCCGAGAUAAUUAUCUCUACUAUUUUAGGUAUAUUAUGGUUCUACAUAAUAAAAAAACCAUUAAUUAAUUUACACAACAGUGAUCGGAAAAAUUGGCUUGUUUACAGUGAAGAUAAUUUAGUAAAAAAAAAUGUUGAUGACACUAUUUAAAUAAUAAUUUUAAGAAAAAUGUAUUUAAAUGAAAGUAUGUAUUUAUAUUUGAGACUGUACAAUUUUAUUUAAAGAAAAUGUUUUUUUUUCAUUUUCAAAAUCAUUCCAUUUCUUGUUUUACUUAUUCAUUACACCUUGUUAAUAUUGUAGUAUAAUAACUCA